Molecule: messenger RNA, 732 nt
Organism: Rotaria sp. Silwood1
Lineage: Eukaryota; Metazoa; Rotifera; Eurotatoria; Philodinida; Philodinidae
Source: the annotation of a GenBank genome assembly
AUGCGAACAAUAUCAACAAUUGCGGCAGUUUUUUUAUUAACUCUAGUCUGCAGUAUAAAUGCUCAAAAAUCAAUUACCUGGGCAGGAUAUCAAUGGUUCCUGCGUGACGAUCAAAAUAGUGGACCCGGUCCAAACAAUUGGAAUUCAAAUAAUGUUUGGGUCGAUGACAAUGGUAAACUUCAUUUGAAACUUAAUUAUUCAGGUAGAAAAGGUGGAUGGACAUGUGCUGAAUUAUAUACCAAUGUAAAAUUUGGUUUUGGCACUUUUCGAUGGUUUGUAGAAGGAGCCAUUGAUAAAUUUGACCCUAGGGUAGUGUUGGGUCUGUUUACUUAUGGAGGUGUUGAUGGUACGAAUGAAAUUGAUAUUGAAGUAGCUAAAUGGGGUCGAACAGAAGUAGUAGCAUCGAAUUAUUUUUAUACAGUCUAUCCACAUACAUUGGGUAUUGCUCAACCAGUAUCUAAUGGCACACGUAUAUCUUUGCAAGGAACCUACACGACUCAUCAAUUUACUUGGACCUCAGAUAAGGUUUCUUUCCUAGGUCAACAUGGUUUUAUGACUUCACCAACUGAAAAUAUUUUUUAUUCAUACCAAACACCAACAGCAUUCGCACCAUCAAUUCCUUAUACUAGUGCUCCUCUGCAUAUGAACUUAUGGCUCUUCCAAGGUAAACCACCAAUGAAUGGUCAAACGGUGGAAAUAGUUAUUCAUGACUUCAAGUAUACCACAGCAUAG